AUGCCGCCUGCCCUGAGCGACGAAGAGGCGAGCGCCUCCUCCGGCGACGAGCGGAUUCCCGCAAAGAAGGAGAAGAAGCCCGCGAAGAAGCGGGUCGAGCCUGAGGACGAAGAGGACGACGAAGAGGAUGAAGAGGCCGAGGACGAGUACGUCGUCGAGAAGAUCGUGGGCCACCGCAUCCAGAAGGGCGAGAUCCUAUACGACGUGAAGUGGCAGGGGUAUGAGGACCCUACAGAGCGGACAUGGGAGCCAGAAAGUAAUCUCGGGGGCGCGCUCGACGUGCUUAACGAAUACCUCGAAGAAAUUGGCGGCCGCCCUGAAGUCAAGGACAAGAAGCGCAAGGGAAGGAAGUCGGUCGCAGCAUCCGAAUCCGCGGCCCCUUCGUCGGCGAAACGCAUGAAGAAGGAGAAGGAAUGGAGCCCGCCGCCAGGCUCCUGGGAGCACGAUGUGGACCACGUGGAUACAGUCGAGGAGCAGAGAGAUCCGACAACGGGCAAGCUGGUGCGGUAUGCUUACCUGGUCUGGAAAAACCAUAAGAAGACACAACAUCCGCUGCCUCAUGUCAACCAAAAGUGCCCACAGAAGAUGCUGGGGUACUACGAGACCCAUUUGGUGUUCUCGCACAAUGAGGACGCGAUGAACGGCGAGAACAUCACCAUGGGGGAAGCCAAUGAUGACUUUUAAUUUGACAAAAGCGAACGUCGCGCUACCUUCUGCAUUCCCCUUUUGUCCCUGUUCUGGUUUCCUCUUCGUUCGGUUCGGUACGUACUCCUCAGCAUGGCGUACGUGGCAGCUUUUCUGUGAUUGCCUGGAAAAGCGUCGAGCACUUAGGGUAGUUGGCAUGCAAAUCCUACAGGCAUGGAGUUUGCGUGGUGCAUCCUUGGAAAUACUCGUGUAUUCUAUUAUUUCGCUGCAUUCCACCCUUGACUUGAAUUCGUG
This is a messenger RNA of Trematosphaeria pertusa, 939 nucleotides long. RefSeq lists its product as uncharacterized. The coding region runs from base 1 to 684 and encodes 227 amino acids. The transcript has 6 exons. The record is from RefSeq and is a predicted model, not a curated record. Gene Ontology annotation, cellular component: pericentric heterochromatin; nucleus. NCBI's taxonomy places the organism in Eukaryota, Fungi, Ascomycota, Dothideomycetes, Pleosporales, Trematosphaeriaceae. Gene Ontology annotation, biological process: negative regulation of transcription by RNA polymerase II; chromatin organization. Gene Ontology annotation, molecular function: chromatin binding.